AUGGAAACUAAGUUAUUAAUUACAGACAUUAAAAAAAAAAUUGAGGAAAAAGAAAAGGAAAUCCGAGAAGUUUGGGAAAAAAUUAGAAAAGAAAAAGAGGGACCGAAAGAAGAAAUUAUUGAAGAGUUGAAAGGGAUUAAACGCACUACCGUUGAUAUUUUGGGACAUGACGAACCCACUAUAUUACAAAAAUUAUUUCAAUUGACCGGAGUUGACCCGGUUCAAAUAUCUUUUCGGAAUGAAAAAAUAAUGCAACUUUUCACUCAGGCUGAUACUUUGGGAAUACCCGAAUUUGGCACUGAUUUUGUCAAAAGAAAUCUGCUAACUCCUUUGAAACCAACUAAAUUUUCGCAUUUAGUCCAAAUUUCCGUUGAUAACCGAAAGGCUUUUAUUGCUACCGAGUUCAUUCGGAAAGGAAAGUGGGAUAAAUUAAGUGAAAGUAUUAAACAAGAAAUUAAGGAUAAAUUAAAUGAUAAAGAAGGGGAAAUUUAUUUUUCUAUCCUCAUUUAUUAUCCUCCCGAAUUUUAUUCGGUCUUAUUAACUUACCACGCCACAGUUUACGAUAUUUGGCUAAUGACUUUGGAUUUAGAAACUAUUAAUUUUCGUUUAGAAAACUUGUUAAGUAAUAUUUCGGUUUAUAAAAGUAAUGAAAAAGAACUAUUUUCAAUUAUUAAGGUUUUUGAGGAAUUAAAUAAGGAAGGGAAAAGAAUGCAAAAAACUAUCGGCAAAAAUAAGUCCUUUUGGGAAGCGUGGGAGAGAAUGAAUAUUGAAAAAGUUUUAGCCAAAAUAUAUGAAAAGAUAAAUAAUUCAGGGAAUAAAAUGAUUUUGGAAAUGGAAUUGAAAGAAUUAAGUUUUUCGCGUGGAUUAGAUUUCAAUAAGUCAGAAAUCAGAGAUUUUAAAAUUGAAAACAAUACUAUUUAUUUUCCGAUUACUGCCAUUACCGGGAUUGGAGAAAAGUUGGCCGAAAAAAUUAUCACUUAUCGGCAAGAAAAAGGGAAAAUCGGAAGCAAUUGA
Messenger RNA from Funneliformis geosporum, 1014 nucleotides. The record is from the annotation of a GenBank genome assembly. Lineage: Eukaryota; Fungi; Glomeromycota; Glomeromycetes; Glomerales; Glomeraceae.